AUGGUUGGCGGCGGACGCACCGGAGUGCAUCUAGUGCUUGGCUUCGUCUUUGGAGGCAUUCUCGCAACCUUUUUCUUCUCCGCUCAUCCGGCCACUCAACUUGUCAGCAACUCGAUUGCAGCAUUUUCAUCGUGCCAACAGUUAGACGAACAAGAAAUACGAAUCGAAGCAUCGCCUCUCGAAAAAGGACGCGUUUAUAAGGAUGUUAGCGAGCAUUGGAUUGUACAUCAAGAUGAUAUGCCGUCUCCGCCCUCAAAUCAAGAUGCGACCCCCAAAGUUGUUCGGUCGAGAUUCGCUGCCACUGAAUUAGGAACAAGAGAGCGAAUGAUGGUUGCAAUCCUGGCAGAGUCUGCGUUAGCGUUGUCCAUCAAUGCAACUCUCGGCAGACACGUUCCUCGUGUGCAUUUCUUUGCGGAUUCCUCAAGAAUUGACAACGACCUUGCUCAGCUUACCAAUUUGAGCCCCUACAAAUUAAAUGGACAGAAGCCGCAUACAAUGGUUCUCGGAUUGCUUUCGAAUAUGACUGUCCAUGAGAGUUAUGACUGGUUUCUGAUGGUCAAAGAUUCGACAUAUAUCAAUCCGUUUGUAUUGAAUAGAAUUAUUGAUACAAUGAAUUGGAAUGAGCCGGUUGUGCUCGGUGAGCCGGCGGCUGAUGGAAGUGGUCGAUGCAGAUUGGACACUGGUGUUUUGCUCAGCAAUCCUGCCAUGCAAAUUCUUAUCCAGCAACGUCACACUUGUAAUAUCUUGAGUUCUGAUGAUGAUCAGCUCGCAUUUGAAAAGUGCCUUCUUCUCGCCACCAACCUCACCUGCAAAACCGUUCAUCAAGGUGUUCGGUAUGAGGUUUGGCGUGGAGCCGAACGAGCUGAUUCGCCAGCUGCGCAUGAUUCGAUCGAGGAAUGGCGCCAUUCGAAGGCGUUCAGUCAUACACUUGCUGUGCCGAGGUUGCUUUCUGAUGCCGAUGCUUCUGCUCUUCAUGAUUUUUUUGUUCGUGUCGAAAUGGAUAGAAUGGACAAAGAAAUUAGCAAAAUGGAGGCCGAAAUAAACGUUCUUGCUGAGGAAGAAGCUCGUGAGAGCGGGGAACCUGUGAAUUGGCCGGCAGCGAUUCCAUCGUUUGCGAAACCGCCGAAUCGCUAUCAGGUGCCCACUUGGGAGUACUUCACAAUGUCCGAGAUAUUCCGAAGCGAGCCGAACCAGAAUGUGCGAAAAGUUGAAGGGAAAGAUUUCGAUGACAUCAUUGAAGUUGUGGAAGCGGCACGUCAACAGGUCGAAUCCGAAGAGCCUGAACUCGAAUUCCUUCAAUUGAGAAGUGGAUAUAGGGUGUUCGACCCACGACGAGGAAUGGAUUAUAUUAUUGAUUUGACGUAUCGCAAAACUGUUAGCGAUUCGCCGGACAUUCGGAUCAAUAAUCAAGAUGACGACGAAUCUCAGCAAGCGGUUCGCGAUGAGAAUCUCAAUGAAGUCAGUGUCGAGAAGCGCGUCCAUGUGAAUCGAAUGAUCGCUAGCACUCAACUAAUGAAUCAAGCACCGUAUGUGAAGGAAGACACUGAUCUGACGAUGGUGGUGCCGGUUGCGGUGGAAAAUGAAGUACUACCGGCGCGAAAGUUGCUGGCGAGACAGGCGAGAUUAUGCUUGUCGCCGAGUGAGGAGACAAGAAAAACACGAGUAGUCAUUGCGGUAUUCCCUGAUGUUGACACAAGAUCCAUCACUUAUAUGGGAAAUGACAUGGAGGAAUUGAAGAGAAGGUGUAAGCGAUCGCUUCUUGAAACCGACAUUCUCACGGUUCGACCAAGCGCAGUCCCAAUUGGUAAAGGAACUGUCGCCGCGGCAGCUCUUGAUGAUGCCGUUGAUCGGUAUGGCGCCAAUACUAUUUAUCUGCUUUUGUCGCCACACGCCGACGUUCAGAAGGAGUUUUUUGAUAGGGCUCGAAUUAACACAAUCAAACGUUAUCAGGUUUUCUUCCCGGUGCCAUUCGUUGAAUAUCAUCCAACGAUUUCUGGAAUGGAGAUGACGGAAAAGGAAGCGCAGGAAACGCCGAGCUCGCAGGCGCGUGAAGCGGCGUUGGCCCGUCUCCGCGAUGGAAUUGAGCCAAAGCGAAAACGACCGCUUAUUGUGCAAAAAGAUCAUGGUCGAUUUGAUGCGCAAGACUUCACAUGUUUCGCAGUUUACGGAGCUGAUUAUACAGAGGCCAGAAGUCGUCUGGGAGAUGUUCAGCGUAGAAAUGAUUUGAUUGCUGCGUUCCUUGGUCAGGAUUCGAUUCACAUAUUGAGAGCUGUGGAGCCAACGUUGCGAAUUCGAUAUCACAAACGACAAUGUGAUUUGGAAAGUGUCGAUAAUGACGAUAUUGCCAGAUGUUUGGAAAGUAAAAAAGAGAAUGUGGCAGCAAAGGAUCAACUCGCCAAACUUUUAUUCCAUGAAAAAUAA
Caenorhabditis bovis is the source of this 2421-nucleotide messenger RNA. Lineage: Eukaryota; Metazoa; Nematoda; Chromadorea; Rhabditida; Rhabditidae. The record is from the annotation of a GenBank genome assembly.